This is a messenger RNA of Hemibagrus wyckioides, 5535 nucleotides long. RefSeq names its product pleckstrin homology domain containing, family G (with RhoGef domain) member 5b (gene plekhg5b). Bases 437 to 3841 code for a protein of 1134 amino acids. Gene Ontology annotation, molecular function: guanyl-nucleotide exchange factor activity. Lineage: Eukaryota; Metazoa; Chordata; Actinopteri; Siluriformes; Bagridae. The record is from RefSeq and is a predicted model, not a curated record. Gene Ontology annotation, biological process: Rho protein signal transduction; endothelial cell migration. Gene Ontology annotation, cellular component: plasma membrane; axon; endocytic vesicle. The transcript has 21 exons.
GAGCACCAUUUUUGUGAUGGUGAGAAGAUACCUCAAAUGUUCCUCAUGGCAGGAGUUCCUGAUUGGGCAGGUUUGCAGGAGCUUUGCUUGUUUGUAAUUAAAAACAGUGGGUGGAAUGGUUUGAACUUUCUUCAUCCAAACACAUGGUCAGAUAUGUAUCCAGGUUCCUGUCAAACGGAUACAAUACUGUUUUUGGAGAAGGAAUGCAUUGUUUGGGUACUCGUACUGGCCUGCCAUGGAUGUUGCAUUGAUCUGGGAAAGAAACUGUGCAGGUUUCUGAUUUCUGGAGAAUUUGUUCUUAGAGAGUUCACUUGGACAAAUCAUGGCCUCAAUUGCAGAGACUUGGAUCAAACUUGUCCGUAAUAUCACUCCUCGGAUAGUUUAACGGUACAAGAGUUUGAUUCUUUUUGACAUCUGAAGAGCCCGAUUCUUUACCAUGUUCCUUUACUGGAAGAAACGAGGGGCCUAUGAGCUGGAGACACUUCCAUCCUCAAUGUUGGGGGCAGAACGCUACUCCUGGUCCUCCUCCCUGGAUGUCAUUCAGGAUCUAUAUGAUGAGAAGUCCGCACAGGAGGAGGAGUAUGUGGAGUGUCAGCAUCCAGACUGCACUGAGCGCCGUCGGGCCUCCAAGGUGUGCCAUCAUCCUGACUGUCAGGAUCUGAACAAUAAGAGUCCUCUUCACCUGUGCGAGUCAUGCGACUCCCGCUGCCACUCUGACGAGACUGACAGCAUGCACUUUGACCGUCACCCUCGCUUUGACCUGCAGCCACAGAGUUCCAUCCUGGCCCGGAAUGUAUCUACUCGCUCCUGCCCCCCACGCACCAGCCCUCCUUCUGACCUGGACGAGGAGGAGGAGGGCAGCACAGAGAAAGGGGAGCGUAAGGUAGGACCGAUGAAGAUAAGGAAGAAGCCCCGGAGACGUUACACUGAUGACCCUACCAAGGAGUGCUUCACUCUUAAGUUCGACCUGAACGUUGACGUCAACACCGAGAUCGUUCCUGCCGUGAAAAAGAAGACGCUGAGAGAGGUGCUGGGACCUGUGUUUGAGCGUAAGGGGAUCGAGCUGUCUCGAGUUGACUUGUUCCUGGACCAGUCUAACACUCCCCUGUUACUCAGCUUUGAAGCCUACCCUUUCGGAGGACACUAUAUUAAAGUUAAAGCUCGUCCUGGUGAUGAACUGAAGGUGGAGAAGGAAGUAAAGGAGUCUGCCACGCUGCCCAAUAUGAAGAUUUCAGUUGGGGGAAGUCCCUACAUCCUCAACCCUUCCCAAGACAAGGCUGAACAUGGCUCACCUGCCCACCAAGAGAGUGUGGACCUACUGGGUCAGGUUCAAUCACGUCGGCGGAAGAACAUGACCGAAUUCCUGGGUGAUGCCAACAUCCCAUCUCCAGACUCCUUGGCUCAGCUCGGCGGUUCUCUUCCGACCAUGGCCCUUUCUAGUUACGAUAAACACAAGAACCGCAGUGCUAGUCGCUUUAGCGGUUUCUUCUUCCCCUCUUACAAGGAGGCGGACCGUGUGGAGCAGCUCAACAGUAGAUUACAGGUGUACACGUGUCAUGGCUUGCCUAAGAUGCAUCCACAGCUCUCGUUCCACCAUGACUCCUGGGAAGAGGAAGAAGUGGAGCUUGACCUGACACUAGAGGACAGCUGGCAACAGCUGCUGGAGAACCCAGAGACUCUGAGCAAGCGGCAGUUCCAUCAGCAAGAAGCGAUAUGGGAACUCUUGCACACUGAAGCCACCUACAUCAAGAAGCUGAAGGUCAUCACUGACCUUUUCCUGUGUGGCCUGCUAAACCUGCAGGACCAUGGCCUUCUUAAUGAAGUGGAACCAGCCAAGCUGUUCAAUAACAUCCAAGACCUGGUGCGAGUACACACAGCACUGUGGAGUCAGGUCAUGGUACCAGCACUGGAAAAAGCUCGCCAAGACCGGAGUAUGCUCGAUCCGACCGAUCUGCUCCAGGGCUUCCAAACUUUUGCGUCCAGGUUCCAGCCAUACCUGCGCUACUGCAUGGAGGAGGAGAGCUGUAUGGAGUACAUGCGCGCUCAGCUGAGAGACAAUGAGCUCUUCAGGACCUACAUCACAUGGGCUGAGGGAAACAAGCAGUGCAAUCGGUUGAAACUGGCCGACAUGCUGGUGAAGCCACACCAGAGACUCACCAAAUACCCCCUGCUGCUCAAAACCAUCCUGAAGAAAACGGACGACCCUGCAGCAAAGGAAUCUCUCCUGAGCAUGGUGGCGAGUGUGGAGAGCUUCAUCAACAGCGUGGACUCUCAGAUGCUGCAGAGGCAGGAGCGGCAGAAGCUGGCGGCCAUUUCAGCUCGGGUAGAGAGCUAUGAGCCGGUGGAGGGAGGCAGUGAGGAGGUGGAGAGGAUCCUGAAAGAGUUUAACCACAUCGACCUGACGGCACCUAUGAUUGAUGUCUCUCCGGAGGAGACCAGACAGCUCCACCUAGAGGGAGCACUACGUAUGAAAGAAGGCAAAGACAGCAGGAUGGAAGUCUAUUGCUUCUUAUUCUCCGACCUCCUGCUCAUCUCGAAGCCUGUGAAGCGUUUAGAGAAGGUGAAAGUCAUCCGACAACCACUCCUUCUUCAUAACGUUGUGUGCAAGGAGCUCAAAGAUCCAGGUUCUUUUGUUCUCAUCUACCUCAAUGAGUUCAAAAGUGCUGUGGCUGCCUACUCAUUCCAGGCCAACAGCGCCUCCCAGGGGCGAAGCUGGAUUGACACAAUCAGCACUGUGAAGACCCAGCUGCAGCGGCUGCGUAGUGAGGAGGCUCGACGGCACCAAUCUGGACAAAAAACAAUGCUAGAGAAAGAAGAAGAGGAGGAUGGAGGCGAUCAGAGCAGUAACUCCACUGCCAGCUCUCCAAGACUUGGAAAUAAAGGAGAGCUUAACACAGGGAACUCGGACGGCUCCACGGAAACACUGUCCGUGAUGGAAACGGAGGAUUCAGGAGCAUGCUCAGAUCUGCAAACCGAUUCUGACACAGUACCAUCUUCCCUCCCCAGCAGCGUCGAGCUCCAGCCUUCCCAGCAUGCACCAGAGGGCACAGAACUUGACCCAGAGCAUCGUAGUCUGUCUAUGGACAGUGCCUAUGGCACACUUUCCCCCGAGUUGCUGAUGGAUCUGCAGACUCGGACACCCAGCAGCGAGCAGGAGAGCACAGAGGAGGAGGAGACCGAGGGAGACAGUGGAGAGAUAGCAGUGGAGGACGAGGAGAAAGAGGAAGAAGAAGAAGAAGAGGAAGAGUCUGAUGACAGGAGUUCAUCAGGCUCUCGAGUAUCCGUGGCGUCCCAUCUGAAACCCAGGCGGCGUCCACCGGUGCAGUUUCGCAUGCAGUGUCUCCAGAAGCUGGUAAAUAAGUGUCAUUCAGAGGACAAUCUGUUGCAGCGGGUCAAUGGGGAGGACACACAAGGCACAGGAAAAGAUGUUGCGCAGGGCCCGGAUGCCCCUUACCAGCUGGGUCUGGAGUGGGCAGAAGGGCUGGGACACAGCAAGAGCCUAACUGAACUGAGCCAAUCUAACACAGAAACGUCUCACCCGAGGGAAAAAGAGAGACCGCAGAGCGAGCGACUGGCACACAGCUUACCGUCUUAUGUGUUCAGGAACACACUGAGGCGGCGUAACUACAAAAAGGACAAAAAGAAAGAUGUAAUGGACCGCAACGGCUCAGACGGAGAAAUCACACCCCCCGCAUCUCACGAGGGGAGCUGUGGUGCUUCAGAGGAUGACAUGGGCAGUGGGAAGAAAUCACAGCAGCACAAGAAGCUCACAGUGGCACAGCUGUAUAAAAUACGCACCACACUGGUGCUGAACUCCACACUUACAGCCUCGGAAGUGUAGAAGCAGCCAGUUCGUCACUCCGCGAGCAGCACCACUUUCAGCCUGAUAGGACUGACUGACUCGCUUGCCACAUGAAUCCAAUGCACUCUAACCAAUGAGCUUUUUUUGCACUUUUGUAAUAAUACAAGUAGCUUUAAUAAGGAGGGAGCUAACCUUUAGGAGAAAAAAAAAAAAAAGAGCUUGUGUAAGAUGCAGAAACAUGGGAAAAGUUCCGCCUUCGGUCUGGUCCAUUUGUGCACUUGGACUCGGUCAGAAGGGGAGAAAAGGACACACGAAGCUCUCCAUCACAGUGUUUAUUUUGUUGUUGUUGUUUUUGUUGUUGUACAAUCUUUACUCUUUAUUCUACAAUGGGGAAAUACCUCUGAUUUGGCUUGGAGGGGAGUUUCAUUUCAGGUUUGUGCCUUCACCCUCGAGUUCAGACCGUCCACAUGACUUUCUUUACAUGGUUCUGUCGAGGCCAUGAGCGUUCCUCCAACUGCCAUAUACGUGUUGGGAAAAGAGAAAGCCAUACGGAGGAUGUCUACACGAGGAGAAAAGCAAAACCAAAAAUUAGGCUGUAAUUGCACAAUAUGAGUAAUCUCUUAACAGUUCACACUUUCACUGUACUUCUUUUUGUGUGUGUUUGUGAAUGUUAAUGCGAGUGUGUGAUGACUGUGAACAUGUAAUGCCAUCAAGGUUGUGUGUGUGUGUGUGUGUGUGUGUGUAUGUAAGUUAUGACCUAAACGACACGCUGAAACCAAAAAUAACUAUUUAAAAGAUGGCAUGAUAAAUGACUUGAGUAGCCAUUGAAAAGGCUAAAUGAAACACGAGGACCAGUAUUAACAAUAAAGCAGCAGUGAUUGCUUAUAUAGCGUGUUCUUGUGUGUGUCUGCGCUUGUCGUAACCAAACGAUCUCAUUAUCUCUUCAAAGUUAAUACUCGAGAGUAGCGUCUUACUCUGCAGUAUUAGCCAGGUGAGGUGAACUGACGUUAGGGUUAGUUACAUGAGUUUUGCUUUAAGACUGAAAAACAUGGUCUGGUUUUACAUUUUGGGAAAUAAUUGUGAGAAAGUCCUUAUCAAGGCUUCACUCUUUAACACUUCAGAGAUGUCUAGAUUUUGAUUUUUUUUUUUUUUUUUUUUUUAAUAUAUUUCCCAUUAAAUUUGGGUCAGACAUAUCAUACAGUUUACUUUAAUGAUUGAUGGAUAAUCACCUGAUCACAGAUCAGCACUUAUUAGGAACCACUUUUGGAACUAAUUCAAGACACUGAAUAUGGAACAGGAUUUGGGUUUAGACUGAAUUUACUUGGUUUCUGCAAACCUCACAUUAACAGUAGGGUUAUUUAUAAAAAAAAAAAAACAAGAAUAAACAAAUGGCCUACGUUUCUUCUUAAUGUUUAAAGGUGUUAAAAUUGCAUUCUGCCUAAUUUACUAAACCAAAUCCUUAUAAAUGUACUAUUUGUAAAUUUGCCCAAAAAUUAAUAUUGUAUUAAUUGUCUUUUGUUCAUAAUAUUUAUUAAGCUUGCUUUGUUUUUAUAUCUGAAACAUGGUUUGUAAAUGUAUUGUUUAUUUCAUGACUUUUUUUUUUUUUUGGAAGUUGUUGUUUUUCAGGUUUAAUUUUUUUCCAUUGUUAUUUGUUUAAUUAAGAGGUUAAUCUGCUGAGAACCAAAAUAACCUUGUUCCCAGUGAUGGGGAAAUGGUCCUGUGUGUAAUAAAAA